UACCACGGCGGCGCGGGCGGGCGUGCGGGAUGCGCCGGCGCAUCGUCCUGACGACGGCGCGUGUUGUUGUCUUGCAGGUGAAAACCGAGGCGGAGGAAUUGAAGAUCAAGCAGGAAGAGCAGGGGACGACUGCGGAGGAGGACGUGAAGGUCAAGGAGGAGCAAGCCAACGGCCAGGCAAAGACGGAAGAGAUCGAAGGCGGCCCCGAAGAGGCGGGGCUUCUGGUGAUGACCGUCGACGGUCGCCAGAAGCAACUUCCUUUCGGCCCCGCCGACCUGCUCUCCGCCGCCACCAUGUUGACCGGCGACAAGGUGCGCUUCAACGUGGCGACCCAUCGGGAGAGCAAAGAAGAGCGGGCCGCUUUUGUGGAGAUCCUUUCCGCCACCUUCGAAGAGUCCACGGAGCAACGGCGCCACGGCAUCGUCAUCGAGUUCUCCGAGGAUCACGGCCUGAUCAAGUGCGCGCAGAACCCUCAGCUCUUCUUCCGCCUGUCGGAAGUGAUUGGAAAAAAGAAGCUGCAGCUGAACGAGAAGGUGGAGUUCAGCGUGGUCCCGCACGACCGAGCGGCGGGCGGCCACCAGGCCAUCAGGAUCAGACAUUGCGCCGAGAGCGUUUUCCUACCGGCCAGAAAACUCAACCCUGUCGCCGCUGGCAAAGGGAAGAUGACCAUCAAGCUCGCCAAAGCUUCAGAAGACUCCGAGCGGAAGGUGCCCAACGCGGAGCGGCUGAAGACGGUGGUGAAACAGUUGCGAGCCCCGGUCAAGCCGAGCGCCGGCGCGGGCCGCGGCCGGAGCCGCAGUCCGCCCACGGACAAAUUUGGAAGGGAAAUCAAAAGGAGGCGCAGCUCCAGUCGAGAACGUCGGCGCAGCUCCAGUCGAGAACGUCGGCGCAAAAGCAGCCGGCGGAGACGAAGCGCCAGUCGGGAAAGGUCCCGCCGACGUAGCCCGAGUCGCAGUCGCAGCAGGAGCCCGAGCAGAGAAAGCUCCGCAAAGAGAAGAAGCAAAGCGGGCGGAGACCGAGGAGGGGGGCACAAGAGGAGGAGGGAGCGCAGCCCCCCUCCCAGGGCUCGCGGCGCCGCCGUGGACGACGAGCUGGCCAGGAAGAAGCGAGAAUUGGAGGAGCUCAACGAGAUGAUCGCCUUCAAGAAGUCGCUGAUGGACGCCCGGGGCCCCGAGCCCGCGCAGCCGACGUGCAUCGACUACGACCACGGCCGCAUCGCAAAGCCUUUGGCCGAGUUCACGCCGGCGCGUUCCAUUUUGAAGAAACGAGCCGAGGACCCCGACUACGCCCGCCAUCUUCCCCCGACGUACGACGAGCCUUACUACGACGGGCCGCGCCCGCGCUCGGGCGAGCGCUACUCCGACGGCUACGCUGGCGCCUUUGCCGGCCGGCCGUACGGCGAGCGAGCGUACGACGGCGGGCCGGCGUACGAUGGCGUGACCGCGUACGAAAGCUCCUCCUCCUCCGCCGGCCGGCGCUACGCCAACCGCUACGACGUUUACGAGCAGCUCUGUGACGAUCCGCGCAGCGAGCCCUCGUAUGCGGGCGGCCCCCCUCGCGGCCGCUACGCUCCGGAAGCGUCGCCGCCGCCGUCGUUGGCCUCCGUCCCUUCGUCUUUGGCCACGACCUUUGGGCCGCCCUCUCCCUCUCCGCCGCCGUCCAAAAGCCCCUCGCCGGGCCGUGCGGCCGCGACGCCGCCCGCGGUCCCGAAGCCCCCGCUGGAUCGCUUCCUCGAUAUGCUUCAAAAGAAGGCGAUUCCGGAAGCGGUUGCCGCCAACGACGAACUUCUGCCGCACGAGCGGGCGCUGGAAGACGGCAAAGGCUUCUCUCGGAUUGUGGGUCUAGCCGGAGACUCGACGGGCGGCCGCUUCGGCGCGGAGGAUCGGAACCAAUCGAGCGAGUCCGCCUCUUACAGCCAGAUCCAGACUUUGUUGCGGAGCAUCGGCCUGAAGCUGACGGCGGCGGACGUGGCGCAGCUGGCCAACGGUGCCUCCGAGGCCUCGUCCGGCGCCGGAGACGGGCGGGAGCGACCCCUUAGACUUCGGGCAGACCCCAUGCCUUCCCCCUCCCCCGCCCGAUGGUGCGACGCGGGGGCCCCCGCGCGCGUCUCCGAGUAUGAAGAAUUCCUCGAUCAACAAGAGUUGGAGAUGCUGGAAAAGGCCCGAGAGCUGCAGGAUCUGACCAAGACCAUGGCGAGCGCGUCGUCUACACCCGGGCCCCCUCCAGGACCUCCGCCCGAACGCUACCGCCACCCGUCCCCUCCGGUCAACUGGCCCCUGGAUAUUUCCCCCAAAGCUUCUCCCCUGGCCGCCGUCGGCCGCCUUCCGCCGGGGCCUCCUCCCGGACCGCCUCCCCGACGCCCACCCGGACGGCCGCCUUUCGCGGCGGCGCCCUCCCAGGACGCAGAGCUGCCAGCGGCCGGGGCCCUCCGCUCCCUCGGAGCCGGCGCCCGAGGGGCGUCGCCGUCGGUGACUGCCGGCGAGGAGCGGCCCGACAUCUCCGCGACGGUGGCCAAAUGCCUGAAGGUCAUUGAAAGCGUCAAGUCUUUGACUGCGACGGCAGCGGCGAAAGCGCUCAAAUCGGUGCAGUUCAGUUUGCCGCCGGGGUCGGCGAUGACCCCCGGUCCCGCCGGCUCUCCGGAGCGAGUCGGCGACGUGAAAAGCGGGCGGACGGAGAAGCCGGAUUUGUACAAGCAGAAGAUGGCGGAGCCGCAGGAACAGCGCCCCGGGGACGCUCGAGCGCACAAAAGACAAGGCGACGGCGCCGCCAUUGCCCCAGGAAAGCCACUGGGCGGCGGCGGGCCCCGCAACGUUUGGAUUUGCGGCCACUCGCUGGUGUACUGGGCGGAGUCGCGGGCCAAGUCUGCGCAGGUCGGCGCCCAGCUGGGCGUGGACCCCGACAAGCUGAUCCUGUGGUGGAAGGGGGUCCGGGGCAUGACCUGGCCCCAGCUGCUGCCCCUGCUCCGGCAGCUCCGGGUCAGCUGGCCCCAUCCUCAGGCGCUUAUCAUCCACCUGGGCGGCAACGACUUGAACACGGAAACGCCCAGCGACCUGCUGGCGUCGGUCAGGAAAGACGUGACUUCCCUGAGGGCCGCCUUCCCCCGCUGCGUCCUGGUUUGGUCCCACAUCCUCCCCCGCCGGGCGUGGCUCCACUCGCCGGACGCCCACGAAGUGGAUCUGGUCCGAAGCACGGUCAAUCGGCGAAUCCGCAACAUUUUCGCCGAGCUGGGUGGCGUCUCGCUGACCCACGACAACAUCCGCUGCGGGACCAACACGGGCCUGUACCAAGCCGACGGAGUCCAUUUGUCACCCAAAGGAAUGGACGUGUUCAACGGGAACCUGCGCGACUUUCUGGAGAAGUGGGCCGAGGAAGUCGCCGCCGCCGCCCCGCAGUGACGCCGCGCGCUGACAAACGCAGCCUUUACUCCCGAUCGUCUUUUGUUCGUUUGAAUAAAUGCCAUUUGACCGGC
This is a messenger RNA of Hippocampus zosterae (dwarf seahorse), 3469 nucleotides long. RefSeq names its product serine/arginine repetitive matrix protein 1. NCBI's taxonomy places the organism in Eukaryota, Metazoa, Chordata, Actinopteri, Syngnathiformes, Syngnathidae. The transcript has 9 exons. The record is from RefSeq and is a predicted model, not a curated record. Bases 30 to 3395 code for a protein of 1121 amino acids.